UUGUCUGUCCCGGCGACUAGCGGCGGGCUCAGACCGUAGUGGUCGCGGGACGCGCACGAUGGCUCUGGCCCUGCUGCGCCCUCUGCCGCGGCUGCUGGUGCUGGGGCUCGGGCUGGCGCUGCUGUGCGCGGCGGCCGGGGAGCCGGUGUCAGGCACCACUCCCUGCUCCCGCGGCAGCUCCUGGAGCGAGGACCUCGACAAGUGCAUGAACUGCGAGUCAUGUCCAGCCCUACCGCACAGCGACUUCUGCCGGGGAUGUGCUGGGGCUCCUUCAGCCUCCUUUGGGCUGUUGUGGCCCAUCUUGGGGGGCGCCUUGAGCCUAGCCCUUGUGCUGGGGCUGCUUUCUGGCUUCCUGGUCUGGAGACGGUGCCGAAGGAGAGAGAAGUUUACCACCCCCAUCGAGGAGACCGGCGGGGAGGGCUGUCCUGGCGCAGCGCUGAUCCAGUGACCACGAGCUUUCCUGGUCAUCGGGAAACUGUGCCCACCCGCCAUUCAUUCAUUCAUUCAUUGUGGAGCCAGCCCCUGCCUCCCAGACAACUAGAGCCAUGCUACUCCCAUCACAGGGGUGUGCAGGGGGGGGACGACAGGUGAAUCACUUAUCUGAGGCCUGGAUCCAGGCUUCAGAGGAACCUUCCAAGGUAUCUGACUGCGCUGUCUCUGGCUCCGGGACAGAAAAGGAGACCCAGGCUGGCUCACACCAGAUGGCUGACACUAGGAACUGCAACAUUUGCACAAAGGCCCCCUAUCCCCAUGGCCUGGGGGUCAGGCUGAAGUGAGGCACAGACAGAACACUAGGUCCCACCCACUGCUAUGUGCUGAAAUCCCAGCACUGGGGUCUUAGCCUGGGGGGUUAGGGAUCUGUUCCUAACACUAGGGGGCUGGCCCUCUAGGGGGGGCUGGCCUUGAGACACUGCCCCCACCAACCCUCAAAGGAGGGGAGAUAUUUAUUUUGGGUAGAAAGUUUGGAGGGGCAGGAGAAUUUAUUAAUAAAAGAAUCUUUAACUUUAAA
Messenger RNA from Myotis myotis, 1009 nucleotides. RefSeq names its product TNF receptor superfamily member 12A (gene TNFRSF12A). Gene Ontology annotation, cellular component: plasma membrane. The record is from RefSeq and is a predicted model, not a curated record. Gene Ontology annotation, molecular function: protein binding. The transcript is spliced from 4 exons. Lineage: Eukaryota; Metazoa; Chordata; Mammalia; Chiroptera; Vespertilionidae. Bases 59 to 448 code for a protein of 129 amino acids. Gene Ontology annotation, biological process: positive regulation of apoptotic process.